Molecule: messenger RNA, 1345 nt
Organism: Micromonas pusilla CCMP1545
Lineage: Eukaryota; Viridiplantae; Chlorophyta; Mamiellophyceae; Mamiellales; Mamiellaceae
Exons: 4
Coding region: 1-1254 (417 amino acids)
Biological process (GO): proteasome-mediated ubiquitin-dependent protein catabolic process
Cellular component (GO): proteasome regulatory particle, base subcomplex
Molecular function (GO): ATP hydrolysis activity; ATP binding; proteasome-activating activity
Source: RefSeq, a predicted model, not a curated record
AUGAAGGAGCUCGAGGACUCGACCGCGGAGGACAUCAACAUGCGCGCGCGUCUGCUCGAGAACGAGAUCCGCGUGCUGAGGGACGAGUCCAACCGCCUCGCGCUGGACCUGCAGGGGGACAAAGAGCGCGUGAAGGAGAACAUGGAGAAGAUCAAGAUGAACAAGCAGCUGCCGUACCUCGUCGGGAACGUCGUGGAGAUCUUGGACCUGAAGCCGGAGGCGCAAGAGGACGACGGCGCGAACGUGGACUUAGACGCGGCGAGGCAGGGCAAGGCGGUGGUGUUGAAGACGACGACGCGGCAGACGAUCUUCCUUCCCGUCAUCGGGCUCCUCAAACCCGCGGACCUCGUCGGCGUGAACAAGGACAGCUACCUGAUCCUGGACACCCUCCCCGCGGAGUUUGACUCGCGCGUCAAGGCGAUGGAGGUGGACGAGAAACCCACGGAGGAUUACUCCGACAUCGGCGGUCUGGACAAGCAGAUCCAAGAGCUCCGCGAGGCGGUCGUCCUUCCGAUGACGCACGCGGAUAAGUUUAAGACGCUGGGGAUCCGCGCGCCGAAGGGCGUGCUGCUGUACGGCCCGCCGGGGACGGGCAAGACGCUCAUCGCGCGCACGUGCGCGGCGCAGGCGCGUUCGUAUUCAUACUGGUUCCCAUACGAUCCCACCAACGCGACUUUUCUCAAGCUCGCGGGGCCGCUUCUGGUGCAGAUGUUCAUCGGCGACGGCGCCAAGCUGGUUCGCGACGCGUUCGCACUCGCGAAAGAGAAGGCGCCGGCGAUCAUCUUCAUCGACGAGAUCGACGCGAUCGGCACGAAGCGGUUCGACUCGGAUACGAACGGCGACCGGGAGGUGCAGCGGACGAUGUUGGAGCUGCUGAAUCAGCUCGACGGGUUCUCGUCGGACGACCGCGUGAAGAUCAUCGCGGCGACGAACCGCGCGGACAUCUUAGACCCCGCGCUGUUGCGCUCGGGGCGUCUGGAUCGCAAGAUUGAGUUCCCGCACCCGAACGAGGACGCGCGCGCGCAGAUCUUAGAGAUUCACGCUAGGAAGAUGAACAUCAACGGGCAGGUGAACUUCGAGGAGCUCUCGCGGACGACGGAUGAUUUCAACGCGGCGCAGCUCAAGGCGGUGUGCGUCGAGGCGGGGAUGUUGGCGCUCAGGAGGGACGGGACGGAGGUGUCGCACGAGGAUUUCGUCGAGGGGAUCAUCGCGGUGCAGGCGAAGAAGAAGGCGGAUCUGUUUUACUACGCGUGACGCGAUCGAUUCGACGCUCGCGACGAGCCGGCGCGCGGCGCGGCGCGAAUAAAAAAACAAUUCAUCAAUUGGUUACAACAAUUCGACCGCC